Messenger RNA from Syngnathus typhle (broad-nosed pipefish), 4176 nucleotides. RefSeq names its product KIAA0319-like ortholog. The record is from RefSeq and is a predicted model, not a curated record. Gene Ontology annotation, cellular component: plasma membrane; cytoplasmic vesicle. Lineage: Eukaryota; Metazoa; Chordata; Actinopteri; Syngnathiformes; Syngnathidae. The coding region runs from base 141 to 3038 and encodes 965 amino acids. The transcript is spliced from 23 exons.
GUUGAUUCUGACAGCCAUGCCGCAUCUCCUGCACACAUCGUUGGUCUCGUUUCUCCACCAAUCUGCUGCCAACCUAGCUCUACACUGUGCCUGACUUGUCUCAACUCCACCCUUCAGAGUCUGACUGCCGGUCAUUUAAAAUGUCUUCUGCAUACCAGCAUCUACUCACUUGGAGUUUACCACACCUCCUCCUCCUCCCGCUAACCCACCUCUGGCUUUUGGCCCCUCCUACAGGUGUAUCAGCAAAUAUGUGCCACGUUACCGGAGGGGUGCUGGGGCUCCACUGGACAAGCGUCGUCGGCCUGGGCUGGUCCCCUCUAGCGGACGGCCAAGGCGGAGCGACGUGUUGGGAGACGUGCUGCUUGAGGCCCAAUUGCAACGCAGUGUGGAGUCUCGGUGGGCGAUGUGUGCUUCUUAGUUGCUCCCUCAAGGGAGGCUGCCCCAUCUUGUUUCUGCCCCAACCUCAUCAGGAGUCUCUCGGACUCCUUCAGAUACUAAGCAAGGGUUCUCCCACGAAAAGAGGGAGGAGCGUUCGUCAGGCGAGUCAAGAAGCGCAACCACAACAACAGCCGAGCUCGGAAAUUCCCAAAUCUGACCCAGCGCUGUUGGCGCCGAGCCCGAGCGUGGUUCCCGAAGGAGACCAUAAGAACGGCAAUCAAUCUACCAACGGGACGAGCGAACCCGCCUCGCAGCAGAACUCCACUCUCGUCGACACCGCCGCAUCUUCCAAUACGAGUGAUGUCGGCACGACGGCGACGACUACCGUCAGCGUAGCCGUAACUCCAACGCAGGCUGUGAGGGACCUGGUGGUUUCGGCAGGGGAGAGCGUUGAGGUCACGCUACCGCGCAGCUCGGUCGAGCUUAACGCAUUCGUGGUGCCGGCCCCUACGCCAGAUUCCAAAUAUAUAUUUGAUUGGCGUCUGAUAACGCAUCCCAAAGAUUACAGUGGGGUGAUGGAAGGGAAGCACAGCAAGACCCUAAAACUCAGCCAGCUCACAGUUGGUCUGUACGAGUUUGAGGUGACCGUUAAUGGAGGAGGUGCUCAUGGAGAAGGUUACGUCAAUGUCACUGUCAAACCGGAGCCGCGGGUAAACAAACCCCCCGUUGCCGUAGUUUCCCCAAAGUUCCUAGAGAUCUCCUUGCCAACAAGCUCGACGGUGAUAGACGGAAGCCAGAGCAAAGAUGAUGACAAAGUAGUGGCGUGGCACUGGGAGGAGGUCAAAGGUCCCCUCAGGGAAGAGAAGGUGUCUGCUAACACGCCCGUCCUCACGCUCACCAACUUGGUCCCGGGGAACUACACGUUCAAUUUGACUGUCACCGACUCCGAUGGCGCCCAAGACUCAACACUGGCCACCCUGACUGUCAACAAAGCCAAAGAUUACAAGCCCGAGGCCAACGCCGGCCCCAACCAGGUCAUCACCUUACCACGUAAUUCCAUCACGCUGUAUGGCAACCAGAGCACAGAUGACCACGACUCCCUUGCCUAUGAAUGGUCCCUCAGUCCCGAGAGCAAAGACAAGGUGGUGGAGAUGCAAGGCGUGCGCACACAGACCUUGCAGCUAUCAGCCAUGCAAGAAGGCGAUUACACUUUCAAACUCACUGUGACCGACUCUGCCGGACAGCAAGACACGGCUUACGUCACGGUUAUUGUGCAGCCAGAAAACAAUAAACCACCAGUGGCAGACGCGGGACCGGAAAAAGAACUGACUCUACCGGUUGAUCGAACGAUACUGGAUGGCAGUAAGAGCAGCGAUGACCAAAAGAUAGUCACCUACCAUUGGAAGCAGACCAAGGGUCCUGAAGGUGUGAAGAUUGAGAAUGCAGACAGUGCCGUUGCCACGGUGACAGGUCUGGAGGUAGGCACUUACGAGUUCACCCUGACGGUGACCGACGAGAGGAACCUGCAGAGUAGCGACACAGUCACGGUCAUCGCCAGAGAAGAACUGGACCAGCCCCCUGUGGCUCGCGUGGUUUCCAGCCCGCCCGUCUCUCUGCCGGUGCGGACCGCCACUCUGGAUGGAUCUCGCUCCACGGAUGACAAAGGUGGCAUCAGCUACCUGUGGACCAGAGAUGACAGCAGCCCCGCUGCUGGGGAUGUGCUGAACAACUCCGAUCACCAAGCUGUCUUGUUUCUGGGAAACCUCGUGCCGGGCAAGUAUAGCUUCACUCUGACUGUCACAGACAGCAAAGGGCAAAUCAACACUGACAGCGGCACGUUGGAAGUCAAGCCCGACCCGUGGGAGCGUGACCAGGUGGAGCUGGUCUUAGAGGUGCCCAUAACGCAGGUUUCCCACCGUCAACGUGACAUGCUGCUGCGGCAGGUGGGAGUGUUGCUCGGCGUCCUCGAUAGCGACAUCAGCGUUCGGGAGAUCGGUGCGUUCAAUGAGCACAGUACCAGGUUGGUUUUUCUGGUGUCAGGCGGUCCAGGGCGCCUUCCUCUGUCCGGUUACAGCGUUGCACUCAGCUUGCGCAACAAACUGCGUAAACAAAAGAACGACUUUCUCAUUUACAAGGCCCUGCGGGUCGACACAGUCAUCUGCCAACUGAACUGUUCCAGUCAUGGCGAGUGUGAUUCGUUCACUCGACGUUGCGUGUGCCAUCCUUUCUGGAUGGAGAACUUCAUCAGAGCUCAGUUCGGCGACGCCGAGAGCAACUGCGAGUGGAGCGUACUCUAUGUGACCAUAGCAUCCUUUAUGAUUGUGGUUGCCGUGGCGACGGUGGUCUGGGGGUGUGUGUGUUGCUGUAACAGACGUAAAAGCAAAGCGCGCAGAAGCAAAAGCCGUUAUAAAAUACUGGAAGCUGACGAGCAAGACGCUUUGGAGCUCCAACCCCCCAGAGCUGGGCGCAUCAAGCCAGUACCCGCCCCCACCUCGUCUGCCCUCAUGCACUCCGACUCGGACUUGGAAAGCGAUGACGGGCAGGUUGGGUUUUCGUGGACGGAGCAGGAGCGCGGUCACCUUCUGCGACCGCAAAACGGCUCCUUGAGGAACGGCCAGGGUCCCGCGAGAGGAAAGAAGCCCAGAGAAGAGCUGUUAUAGCAAAACCAGGUGAAGCACACUGAUCCGUCCUUAAUGCUUCUUCAUUUCACCCCUCCUGGAACACGUGGAACUUGAAAACACUGUUACACUGAGAAACUGAGCCAUGGCAGAGGAAAAAGAGUGAGCGCUGUUUUUUUUUUUUUUUUUUUGAAUAGAUGAAUAUCAGCACCUGAUUAUUUAAACUGAGGCAUUACCAAGGUGACUCACAAAGUGAAACCAGCAAACCGCCAUUACCGUCGUACUUCCAAACUUUGCUUCUAGUCGACCUGCAUGAAUGCACAGAACUGUCUUCACACUGUUACAGGUUAGCACGACGCUAGCAAACAUUUAUAAAUUGAGAGGUCGGCAAAAAACGAAAAGUGCAUGACCACUUGCAGCCAUUCCGGAUCUGGAACUAACCCUUUUUCCUGGCUGAUGUGCCAAAACCUCUUCCAAGUAUUGUAGCUGUCUUUCGCCUGCGUUGUGACGUUUGAUCGGAUGGAGCCCGAAUCCUGCUUGUAAUCUGAAAGUUCUGACCCACACAAAUGAACACACACAUGAAAGAAGACACCACUUUUAGCAAGACUCUUCCCGCUAUGAUUCAGUUGAUUGAUGCACUUUUGUUUCAUGUUGAACUCUCCCAUGUAUUCUUCACGCAAUUAUUGCCGCGGAUAUAACGAGAGGAGCUUUUCCGUAGCUUUGCGUGAAGAAUAAGCUAAAACCAAAUGAUUUCUUUCUUUUCACGUUGCAUGCUGAAUGUGAAACACGAGAGAACCUGGAGUUCCACACUCUUCAAAGGAUUAUAUGUCACCGUCUCAUCUCAGUCCAUAAUGUGAAGUAAUGACUUUUGCAGAUUAAUGUGCACUCUACUGUCAAAUCAUCUCAUGAUGAGGUCAAAUAUGCUGCACCGCUUUGUGGUUUUUCUUUCUUCAUUCGAGCUGUAGACGAAGUCAAAUUAAGCACACCCAAGUGCCAACUCAACAAUAUCUGUCUUGACUUUGCUGGAGUUCACUGUGAAGGCAGAAACAAAAGAAUGUGGAACAAUGAUGAAGGAAGAGUAAAACGUUUUAAAUGAGGUUUAGUGGAAGGAUUAUGUUUGUCCUGUGUGAUUUGAUACAACUGGAUAAUCUGGGAAUUAGAAUAAAGACUUUUCAUUUUA